Messenger RNA from Daphnia magna, 776 nucleotides. RefSeq lists its product as uncharacterized. The transcript has 4 exons. The record is from RefSeq and is a predicted model, not a curated record. Lineage: Eukaryota; Metazoa; Arthropoda; Branchiopoda; Diplostraca; Daphniidae. Bases 19 to 663 code for a protein of 214 amino acids.
AGUAGGAAAGCGAAAACGAUGACUACAAAGAUGAACGAUGCUUCCCACGCCAAAAUUGCUUCUGACGAAAUGAAAAAGAAUUUCUCAGACUGGUACGAAUCUUCAGAUAUGGAUUCCGAUACAAGCUUUGGACCUGAAAAAGAUGCAAGCAGGGAGGAAGAAAGGGAAGCAGCACGCGCUAAAUGGAAUUAUGAUCAAAUAUUACGAUUUGAACAUUUAUUUCCGAAUUUACAUCAAGCAGAAAACAAAGAAACUGACGUUUUAAAAGAAAAAUUUCAACUUAAGUCGCCUGAAAUACCUGUGGGGACCGUUAUUGAGGUAACAAAGGUCAUCAGACAACGCCCAGGAUCUCGAUGUGCCACUGUAACAGAACCUGUUUCCAGUAGUUUUCCGAGUUCAUCCACUAAAGGCCCAUGCUCCAAUUCACCAAGACACACAGGUUCACGUUCUCGGAAACGAUUUCGUUCACGUUCACGAACUUUUUUACGUGGUUCUUCGAGCUCUUGUUCACGAUCCAUCUCUCGCUCACGUACACGAUCCUGCUCCCGUUCACAUUCUCGCUCUUGUUCCGGCUCACGUUCAAGAUCUAAUGAACGCUCUGUUUCAACCGCAAGUUUGACGAUUGAAAUGUGUCCAAAAUAUGACAGCGACAUAGAACUUUAAGUUGCGAGAGCCGAAUCACGAUUUGACCAACCUGUGACUGGCGACCAAAGAAAUGGGGAACUAUUGGACCGAGAUGAGGUCGAAGAAAUUGGACGGCCAAACUGGUGGCUUCC